GGAUGAAGCUGUGGCUCCUGGUGGCCGCUCUCUGCGCUGGGAUCCUGGCGGCGGUGCCUGGAGUGGGGGCCCAGCUCAGGGAGAGAGUGACCUGCACGCGCCUUUACGCCGCGGACAUCGUGUUCCUGCUGGAUGGCUCCUCGUCCAUCGGCAGAAGCAACUUCCGUGAAGUGCGCGGCUUCCUGGAGGGGCUGGUGCUGCCUUUCUCCGGGGCCGCCAGUGCGCAGGGCGUGCGCUUCGCAGUGGUGCAGUACAGUGACGACCCGCGGACAGAGUUUGGCCUGGAUGCGCUUGGCUCCGGGGUCGAUGUGAUCCGGGCCAUCCGUGAGCUCAGCUACAAGGGGGGCAACACCCGCACCGGGGCUGCGAUUCUCCACGUGGCUGACCAUGUCUUCCUGCCCCAGCUGGCCCGACCUGGCGUCCCCAAGGUCUGCAUCCUGAUCACAGACGGGAAGUCCCAGGACUUGGUGGACCCGGCCGCUCAGCGGCUGAAGGGGCAGGGGGUCAAGCUGUUUGCUGUGGGGAUCAAGAACGCCGACCCCGAGGAGCUGAAGCGGGUCGCCUCGCAGCCGACCAGCGAUUUCUUCUUCUUCGUCAAUGACUUCAGCAUCCUGAGGACGCUGCUGCCCCUCGUGUCCCGCAGGGUGUGCACGACUGCUGGAGGCGUGCCCGUGACCCUGCCUUGUGAGUCCUGCCCACACCCGUGCCCCGACCUGCACCCCCGCCCCCGGGUUGCUGACGCCAGCCCCCUCAGCAGGACCCCCUGCCCCAACCCUAACCCACCAGGGCUGGGCCAGCCACUGCCGGGCGAGCGGCGAGAGGUGAACGUCCCAGCUGGCGAGACCAGCGUUCGGCUGCAGGGUCUCCGGCCGCUGACCGAGUACCAAGUGACCGUGGUUGCCCUCUACGCCAACAGCAUUGGGGAGGCCGUGAGCGGGACAGCUCGGACCACCGCCUUGGACGGGCCAGAGCUCACUGUCCAGAACACCACAGCCCAGAGCCUCCUGGUGGCCUGGAGGAGGGUGCCCGGUGCCACGGGCUACCGCGUGACCUGGCGGGCGCUCAGUGGCAGAGCUACCCAGCAGCAGGAGCUGGGCCCCGGGCAGGGGUCGCUGUGGCUGCGUGACCUGGAGCCCGGUACAGACUACGAGGUGACCGUGAGCACCCUGAUUGGCCGUAGUGUGGGGCCUGCCACGUCCCUGACUGCCCGCACUGACACUGUCGUCCAGCAGUCCCUGCGCCCCGUCAUCCUGGGCCCCACCUCCAUCCUCCUUUCCUGGAACUUGGUGCCUGAGGCCCGUGGCUACCGGCUGGAGUGGCAGCGUGAGAGUGGUGUGGAGCCCCCUCAGAAGGUGGUGCUGCCCUCGGACGUGACCCGCUACCAGCUGGAUGGGCUGCGGCCGGGCACCAAGUACCGCCUCACUCUCUACACGCUCCUAGAGGGCCGUGAGGUGGCCACACCUGCGACCGUGGUCCCCACUGGACCAGAAGCCCCCGUGGGCCCUGUGACGGACCUACAAGCCACUGAGCUGCCCGGGCAGCGGGUGCGAGUGUCCUGGAGCCCUGUGGCUGGUGCCACGGAGUACCGCCUCACUGUGCGCAGCACCCAGGGGGUGGAGCGCACCCUGCUGCUUCCUGGGAGUCAGACAGCCUUUGACCUGGAUGACGUGCGGGCUGGACUCAGCUACAACGUGCGGGUGUCUGCUCGAGUGGGCACCCGCGAGGGUGGUGCCAGCGUCCUCACUGUCCGCAGGGAGCCGGAAGCCCCCCUUGCUGUCCCAGAGCUGCAGGUCGUGGCCUCAGAUGCAACGCGAGUGAGGGUGGCCUGGGGACCUGUUCCUGGAGCCAGCGGAUUCCGCAUUAGCUGGAGGACGGGCAGUGAUCCGGAGAACAGCCAGACGUUGCCCCCGGGCUCUACUGUCACAGACAUCACGGGGCUGCGGCCUGGAACCUCCUACCAGGUGGCGGUGUCGGCCCUGCGCGGCAGAGAGGAGGGCCGCCCUGGGGUCAUCGUGGCGCAGACUGACCCACUGGGCCCAGUGAGGACGGUCCGUGUGACCCAGGCUGGCAGCUCCUCUGUCACCAUCGCCUGGACCAGGGUUCCUGGCACCACAGGAUACAAGAUUUCCUGGCACUCGGGCCGCGGCCCAGAGAAAUCCCAGUUGGUUUCUGGGGAUGCCACAGUAGCGGAGCUGGACGGGCUGGACCCGGACACUGAGUAUACGGUGUAUGUGAGGGCCCACGUGGCUGGCGUGGAAGGGGCCCCUGCCUCUGUGGUUGCAAGGACUGCCCCUGAGCCCGUGGGAAGAGUAUCCAAGCUGCAGAUCCUCAAUGCUUCCAGCGACGUUCUUCGGGUCACCUGGGUAGGGGUCACUGGAGCCACAGCCUACAGACUGUCCUGGGGCCGGAGUGAAGGUGGCCCCACCAGGCAACAGAUCCUCCCGGGAAAUACAGACUCUGCAGAGAUCCGGGGUCUCGAAGGCGGAGUCAGCUAUUCCGUGCGAGUGACCGCACUUGUUGGGGACCGCGAGGGCUCACCUGUCUCCGUUGUCGUCACCACGCCGCCUGAGGCUCCGCCAGCCCUGGAGACCCUUCAAGUAGUGCAGCGCGGGGAGCACUCGCUGAGGCUGCGCUGGGAGCCCGUGCCCGACGCGCAGGGCUUCCUUCUGCGUUGGCGACCCGAGGGUGGCCAGGAGCAGUCCCGAGUCCUGGGACCUGAGCUCAGCAGCUACCAUCUAGACGGGCUAGAGCCUGGGACACAGUACCACGUGCGGCUGAGCGUCCUGGGGCGCUCUGGAGAAGGGCUCCCCAGGGAAGUCACUGCACGCACUGAGUCCCCUCGUGUCCCGAGCACUGCGCUACGCGUGGUGGACACCUCGAUUGACUCGGUGACUCUGGCCUGGGCCCCUGUGUCUGGGGCAUCCAGCUACAUCCUAUCCUGGCGGCCUCUCAGAGGCCCUGGCCAAGAAAUGCCUGGGGCCCCACAGACACUUCCGGGGAGCUCAAAUUCCCACCAGGUGACAGGGCUAGAGCCUGGUGUCUCCUAUGUCUUCUCCCUGACACCCAUCCGGGGGGGUGUGCCGGGUCCCGAGGACUCUGUCACACAGAAGCCAGCGUGUCCCCGCGGCCUGGUGGAUGUGGUGUUUUUGGUACAUGCCACUAGAGACAAUGUGCACCGGGCGGAGGCUGUGAGACGUGUCCUGGAGCGUCUGGUGUCUGCACUGGGGCCUCUUGGGCCCCAGGGAGCCCAGGUUGGCCUGCUGUCCUACAGUCACCGGUCCUCCCUACUGUUCCCGCUCAAUAGCUCCCAGGAUCUUGGCGUCAUCUCGCAGAAGAUCCGCGACAUGCCCUACAUGGACCCCAGUGGAAACAACCUGGGCACUGCUGUGGUCACGGCUCACAGAUACCUGUUAGCACCGGAUGCUCCUGGGCGCCGCCAGCAGGUGCCAGGGGUGAUGGUUCUGCUGGUGGACGAGCCCUUGAGAGGUGACAUAUUCAGCCCCAUCCGUGAGGCCCAGGCUGCUGGGCUCAGCGUGGUGGUGCUGGGCUUGGCGGGGGCCGACCCAGAGCAGCUGCGGCGCUUGGCACCUGGCAUAGACCCUGUCCAGACCUUCUUUGCUGGGGACGACGGUGCAAGCCUAGACCGGGCAGCCAGUGACGUGGCAGGAGCCCUGUGCCAGGCAGCCUCUGCCUCUCAGCCACGGCCAGAGCCCUGCUCAGUGCGCUGUCCAAAGGGCCAGAAGGGGGAGCCUGGAGAACUGGGCCCGAGAGGACAAGCUGGGCCUCCUGGCUCCCCUGGCCUCCCAGGCAGGACUGGUGCUCCCGGCCCUCAGGGGCCCCCUGGAAGUUCCAUUGCAAAGGGCGAGAGGGGCUUUCCUGGAGCAGAUGGGCCUCCGGGCAGCCCUGGCCGCCCAGGGACCCCUGGGACUCCCGGAGCUCCCGGCCCAAAGGGCUCCCCAGGGUGGCCUGGCCAGCGUGGGGACCCGGGAGAGCGGGGACCUCGAGGCUCAAAGGGGGAGCCGGGGGAACCUGGACAGGUCAUUGGAGGUGAGAGACCAGGGCUUCCUGGACAGAAAGGGGACCUGGGGCCUUCGGGCCCCCCUGGAUCUCGUGGCCUGCCGGGGGACCCAGGACCCCGGGGCCCCCCAGGGCCUCCUGGAAUGGCUGUGAAGGGUGACAAAGGCGAUCGAGGGGAGCGGGGUCCCCCUGGACCAGGUGAUGGUAGCACUGCUCCCGGGGAGCCCGGGCUGCCGGGUCUUCCCGGAGGCCCUGGCCCGCAAGGCCCAGCUGGUCCUCGUGGCAUGAAAGGAGACAAGGGUGACUGUGAGGAUGGAGCCCCGGGCCUCCCAGGACAGCCCGGGGUCCCCGGUCAGCAGGGCCCAAGGGGACUUCCAGGAGCCACUGGCCCCAAAGGUGACCGGGGGCCGACCGGGGCUCUGGGCGAGACUGGAGAGAAGGGCGAACGCGGACCCCCCGGCCCCGUGGGGCCCCAGGGGCUGCCGGGGGCUGCCGGCCGUCCUGGAGCCGAGGGUCCUGAAGGGCCUCCAGGACCCGCUGGCCGCCGAGGAGAGAAGGGAGAGCCUGGUCGCCCUGGGGACCCUGCAACUGUGGGACCUGCUGGCGCCGGCGCCAAGGGAGAGAAAGGAGAUGUGGGACCCACCGGGCCCCGAGGAGCCACCGGGGUCAGAGGGGAGCAGGGCCCACCCGGGUUGACAGUACCUGGAGACCCUGGCCCCAAGGGAGACCCAGGAGACCGGGGCCCCAUUGGCCUCACUGGCAGACCGGGACCCCCGGGUGACUCGGGGCCUCCUGGAGAGAAGGGAGACCCUGGGCGGCCUGGUCCCCCGGGAGCAGCCGGGCCCCGCGGACGAGAUGGUGAAGCCGGAGAGAAAGGGGACGAUGGGCUUCCGGGUGACCCCGGUGUGCCAGGAAAAGCGGGCGAGCGUGGCCUUCGGGGGGUGCCUGGAGUUCGGGGGCCUGUGGGUGAGAAGGGGGACCAGGGCGAUCCUGGAGAGGACGGUCGAAAUGGCAACCCGGGACCGUCUGGACCCAAGGGCGACCGAGGGGAGCCUGGCCCCCCGGGACUCCCUGGACGGUCGGUGGACACAGGCCUUGGAGCCAGAGAGAAGGGAGAGCCUGGGGACCGCGGACAGGAGGGUCCCCGAGGACCCAAGGGUGACCCCGGCCCACCUGGAGCCUCUGGGGAGAGGGGCAUCGACGGGCUGCGGGGGCCCCCAGGCCCGCAGGGGGACCCAGGUGUCCGGGGCCCGGCAGGAGAGAAGGGUGACCGGGGCCCUCCUGGGCUGGAUGGCCGGAGCGGUCUGGACGGCAAACCAGGAGCCCCGGGCCCCCCCGGGCUGAGUGGUGCUGCAGGCAAAGCCGGGGAGCCGGGCAGAGAUGGGCUUCCAGGCCUCCGAGGAGAACACGGGCCCUCCGGUCCCCCGGGCCCCCCUGGAACACCAGGAAAGCCGGGAGAAGACGGCAAACCCGGCCUGAAUGGGAAAAACGGAGAAGCUGGAGACCCUGGAGAGGACGGGAGGAAGGGAGAGAAGGGAGACUCAGGCGCCCCUGGGAGAGAGGGUCCCGAUGGCCCCAAGGGAGAGCGCGGAGCUCCUGGUAGCCCUGGCCCCCAGGGCCCUCCGGGCCUCCCAGGACAGGUCGGCCCCCCUGGCCAGGGUUUUCCUGGUGUCCCAGGAAGUGUGGGCCCUAAGGGUGACCGUGGGGAGACUGGAUCCAAGGGGGAACAGGGCCUCCCUGGGGAGCGUGGCCUGAGAGGAGAACCAGGGAGUGCACCGAACGUGGAGCGGCUGCUGGACUCUGUCGGCAUCAAGACGUCUGCCCUGCGGGAGAUUGUGGAGACCUGGGACGAGAGCUCGGGCGGCCUCCUGCCUCUGCCCGAGCGGCGGCGGGGGCCCAAGGGGGACCUGGGCGAGCGCGGUCCCCCAGGCAAGGAGGGUCCCAUCGGCUUUCCUGGAGAACGUGGACUGAAGGGAGAUCGUGGAGACCCUGGCCCUCAGGGGCCGCCUGGCCUGGCCCUUGGAGAGAGGGGCACCCCUGGACCUCCCGGCCUUGCUGGGGAGCCUGGAAAGCCCGGUAUUCCUGGGCUUCCAGGCCCGGCUGGGAGUGCCGGGGAGGCAGGAAGGCCAGGAGAGAGGGGAGAACGAGGAGAGAAAGGCGAACGAGGGGAACAGGGCAGAGACGGCCCCCCUGGACCUCCUGGCCCCCCCGGCCCCAAGGUGGCUGUAGAUGAGCCAGGUCUCAGACUCCCUGGAGAACAAGGACCCCCAGGACCCAAGGGCACUAAGGGAGAGGCAGGCAGUGACGGUGACCGAGGCCCUAAAGGAGACAGGGGUGUACCAGGCAUCAAGGGAGACCGGGGAGAGCCUGGACAGAGGGGCCCUGACGGCAACCCGGGCCUGCCAGGGGAGCGUGGUGUGGCGGGCCCCGAAGGGAAGCCUGGUCUGCAGGGUCCGAGGGGGGCCCCUGGCCCAGCGGGUGGCCAUGGAGACCCCGGACCGCCUGGUGCCCCGGGUCUUGCUGGCCCUGCGGGACCCCAGGGACCUUCGGGCCUGAAGGGGGAGCCUGGAGAGACAGGACCCCCAGGACGGGGCCUGCCGGGACCGACCGGAGCCGUGGGAUUGCCUGGCCCCCCUGGCCCUUCGGGCCUCGUGGGUCCACAGGGGUCGCCAGGUUUGCCUGGGCAAGUGGGGGAGACCGGCAAGCCGGGAGCCCCAGGUCGUGAUGGUACCAGCGGAAAGGACGGAGAUAGAGGUGGCCCUGGGGUGCCGGGGUCACCAGGCCUGCCCGGCCCUGUCGGACCUAAAGGAGAACCUGGACCCAUGGGGGCUCCUGGACAGGCUGUGGUCGGGCCCCCUGGAGCAAAGGGAGAGAAGGGAGCCCCCGGCCAUGCUGGAGACCUGGUGGGUGAGCCGGGAGCCAAGGGUGACCGAGGCCUGCCAGGGCCACGGGGCGAGAAGGGAGAAGCUGGUCGUGCCGGGGAGCCUGGAGACCCCGGGGAAGAUGGUCAGAAAGGCGCUCCGGGACUCAGAGGUUACAAGGGUGAGCCAGGAGUUGGGGUGCAGGGCCCCCCUGGCCCAGCUGGUCCUCCUGGCGUGAAGGGAGACCCGGGCCCUCCUGGCCCAGGAGGUGCUCCCGGUCUUGUUGGGUUUCCUGGUCAAACGGGCCCUCGAGGAGAGGUGGGCCAGCCAGGCCCCAGCGGAGAACGGGGCCUGGCAGGCCUCCCAGGAAGAGAAGGAGCCCCAGGCCCCAUGGGGCCACCAGGAGCCCCAGGGGCAGUGGGAGCCCCUGGGGCCUCUGGACUCAAAGGAGACAAGGGAGACCCUGGAGCAGGCCAGCCUGGGCCCCGAGGCGAGCGUGGGGAACCAGGAGCCCGGGGUGAAGAUGGCCGCCCCGGCCAGGAAGGCCCCCGAGGACUUGUGGGGCCCCCGGGCAGCCGGGGGGAGCGCGGAGAGAAGGGUGACGCAGGAACUGCAGGGCUCAAAGGUGACAAGGGAGACUCGGCUGUGAUUGAGGGGCCUCCGGGGCCACGGGGUGCUAAGGGGGACAUGGGCGAGCGCGGGCCUCGGGGCAUGGACGGUGAGAAAGGACCUCGGGGCGACAGUGGGAGCCCUGGCGACAAGGCACUCGUGUCCACACGGGUCUGUGUGCGGCGGGGUGCUGGCUGCAGGGGGGCCGUGGGCUGUGUGUGCCGCAUACCAGCCGUGCUGAAGGACCCCAACCUGUGCUCCCCACAGGGCGAGCCUGGCGACGCAGGGAUCCCUGGUGACCCGGGACCUCCAGGAAAGGACGGAGUCCCUGGCGUCCGGGGAGACAAAGGCGACUCUGGCUUCAUGGGCCCCCGGGGCCUCAAGGGCGAGCGGGGCGUGAAGGGAGCCUGCGGCCUCGAUGGAGAGAAGGGAGACAAGGGAGAAGCUGGACUCCCGGGCCGCCCCGGGCUGGCAGGACGCAGAGGAGAGACGGGGGAGCCGGGAGUGCCGGGCCAGUCUGGGGCCCCGGGCAAGGAGGGCCUGAUCGGUCCCAAGGGUGACCGAGGCUUUGACGGGCAGCCAGGACCCAAGGGUGACCAGGGCGAGAAAGGGGAGCGGGGGUCCCCGGGAAUUGGGGGCUUCCCAGGUCCCAGGGGCAACGAUGGCUCUAGCGGCCCUCCAGGGCCCCCUGGCAGUGUUGGUCCCAAAGGCCCUGAGGGACUUCAGGGUCAGAAGGGUGAGCGAGGCCCUCCUGGAGAGAGAGUGGUGGGGGCCCCCGGGGCCCCUGGGGCCCCCGGUGAGCGAGGGGAGCAGGGGCGGCCAGGACCUCCUGGCCUCCGUGGCGAGAAGGGAGAGGCUGCCCUGACGGAGGGUGACAUCCGGGCCUUUGUGCGUCAGGAGAUGAGUCAGCACUGCGCCUGCCAGGGCCAGUUCAUCGCAUCUGGGUCACGACCCCUCCCCAGCUACGCUGCAGACACAGCCGGCUCCCAACUCCACCGCGUGCCCGUGCUGCGGGUCUCUCAUGCAGAAGAAGACCUGCUGCCUCCCGAGGACGACGAGUUCUCCGAGUACUCUGAGUACUCCGUGGAGGAGUACCAGGACCCUGAGGCUCCAGGGCACGGUGGUGACCCCUGCUCCCUGCCGCUGGACGAGGGCUCCUGUACCGCCUAUACCCUGCGCUGGUACCACCGAGCUGGGCCGGAUGGCACUGAGGCCUGUCGCCCCUUUGUCUAUGGUGGCUGCGGAGGGAAUGCCAACCGCUUCGGGACCCAAGAGGCCUGUGAGCGCCACUGCUCACCCCAGGUGGCCCAGAGCCAGGGAACAGGUGCUGCCCAGAGCUGAGGCCCAGAUGACGAGCUGAGGUCAGCGUCCCCUGGAGGGGCCGGGCGCUCGGCCGCCCCUGCUGUCCCACCCCUUGGUGCUAGAGGCCCGUGUGCACGUGAGCACGCGUGUGCGUGUCCGUUAUUUCAGUGAUUUGUCCCUUGGGUCUGGCCUCACCCCCUGUGGACAAGCCCCCAUUGUGGUUCCUGCUGCUCACCGCCCAGGCGGGUGACUCGCCGCGGGGGGGCGGCUGUGGGCCAAGCGGAUGUGACUGGCGUCUCACCCGCCCCUUGACCCACGCCUGUGACGACACGGUGCUGCUUCUGGGGGCAUUAAAGCUGCUGUUUGAAAAGGCCCCUGUGUGACUGUUUGGGGAGAUGGUGGUGUUGCGGACAGAGUUUCCUUGGGGGGUCAUGAGUAUAGCAUCCCUCUGCCCACCCCGGUCACUGCCCUGUGACCUUAGUCCCCAACUUGUCCCCGGAGGACAGAGAUAGGGUGUGGGCCGGGAAUAUGUCCUUGCUGACCCCCAGGAGGGGUGAGUCAUAGAUGGGGGGACCAUGCCCCAGCUCCUGCCAGGAGGCCGAGGGAGAUAAAUGGGCCCCGUGGGGCAUUGGCUCAGACACGGGACGCACUGCCU
Messenger RNA from Tupaia belangeri chinensis (Chinese tree shrew), 9444 nucleotides. It is a transcript of the gene COL7A1, whose product is annotated as collagen type VII alpha 1 chain. The transcript is spliced from 119 exons. NCBI's taxonomy places the organism in Eukaryota, Metazoa, Chordata, Mammalia, Scandentia, Tupaiidae. The coding region runs from base 3 to 8828 and encodes 2941 amino acids. Gene Ontology annotation, biological process: extracellular matrix organization. Gene Ontology annotation, molecular function: protein binding; extracellular matrix structural constituent conferring tensile strength; serine-type endopeptidase inhibitor activity. The record is from RefSeq and is a predicted model, not a curated record.